UGUUUGCAGCCUCCCCGCCCUAUUGGACUCGCGGAAGCCACAGGAAAGCAGAAGGCAACAUGACCGAAGCGGGGGCGACUGUUCAUGUAAUGCGACGACCGCAAUGAUUGAGAAAGAGAGAUAGAGAGACGGAAAUGUGCGGCGCGGCCAAAUUAUUGAGGCUGCUUCAGGGCUGCAAUAGCAUGGAUAGGCUCCGCAAGAUCCACGCCCAGGUGCUGCUCCAAGGCUACCAUGGCCACCCCGCCGUCUCUGCCAAGCUCCUCUCCUUCUGUGCCACCUCCGCCGCCGGCGACCUCGCCUACGCCCGCCUUCUCUUCUCCGGCAUCCUCCGCCCCACCACCGACCACUGGAACGCCCUCAUCCGCGGCUCCUCCCGCAGUCCCGCCCCACUCGACGCCCUCUCCCUCUACAACGCCAUGAUGCGACGCGCUUCCUCCCGCCCGGACGCCUUCACCUUCUCCUUCCUCCUCAAGGCCUGUGCCCUCGCGAAAGCCGAUCCCAAGUGCCGCGAGGCCCACGCCUCCAUCGUCCACUCUGGGUUAUCCUCCCACGUCAUCGUCGGCACGAACCUGGUCCGGGCUUACGCGGACAACGGGUCCAUCGACGAAGCGAGGAGGGUGUUCGACGAAAUCCCUGACAAGGACCUGGUGGCCUGGAAUUCCAUGAUCUCGUCCUUUUGUCACGCCGGUCUCCAUGAGGACGCCUUGAAGGUCUACGACAGGAUGAGGCAAUCGGGCGUUGGCCUUGAUGAGUUCACCGCUGUCGGGUUGCUCUCUUCCUGUGCUCACUUGGGUGCCUUGGGUUUUGGUGUCCGGAUUUGCAAAUUUGCCGAGGAAAAUGGGUUCUUGCGGCGGAACGUGUUCGUGGGUAAUGCACUGAUAGACAUGUACGCCAAGUGCGGCAGAUUGGACGAGGCUCGUAGGGUCUUCGAUGGGAUGAGGAGGCGGGACAACUUCACAUGGAACUCGAUGAUCAAUGGGCUGGGAAUUCAUGGUCAUGCUGACAAAGCCAUCUUGCUUUUCCAGAGGAUGCUGAUGGCUGGAGUCCGACCCAACUCCAUCUCGUUCCUUGGCUUGCUAACGGCGUGCAGUCACCAUGGCCUAGUGGAUGAUGGCCUCAAAUAUUUUCAGAGGAUGGGUUCUGCUUACAAUAUAAAGCCAGACCUCAAGCAUUAUGGAUGCAUGGUGGACAUGUACGGGCGAGCUGGUAAGCUGGAUGAGGCGCUUGAGUUCAUACAUAGUUCGCCUUUCAAGGACGAUCCAGUCCUUUGGCGAAUGCUACUGAGCGCAUCCAGGAUCCAUGGAAGCGUGGUGAUGGGUGAGAUAGCCAUCCAAAAUCUUAUUGAAAUGUCAGCUAAUAAUGCAGGGGACUGUGUUCUUCUUUCUGAUAUCUAUGAGCAUGCCGGUGACAGCCAAGGUGUGGCUAGGAUGAGGAAAAUGGUGAAGGAUCAAGGGAUUAAGACAACUCCUGGCUGGAGCUGGAUAGAAAUUCAUGGCGAAGUUAGGAAAUUUGUGGUUGGUGAUACUUCACAUGCUGAGAGUGAGGAGAUAUAUAAGAAGUUAGAGGAGAUGAUUAGUCGAGCAGCUUCUUUGGGUUAUGCAAUGGAAAGAUCUGCAGAAUGGCUCGAGAACUUUGUAGACAGCACAACUGACUAUCAUAGUGAGAUGUUGGCUAUUGCUCUUGGGCUACUGAGAACUCCCAAAGGGACAAGUCUUCGAAUCGUGAAGAAUUUGAGGGUGUGUAAGGCCUGUCAUUCUCUCACUAAAUAUGCUUCCAGGAUAUAUGAUCGAGAAAUUGUUGUUAGGGAUCGGGUGCGAUUUCAUCAUUUCAAGGAAGGCAUUUGUUCUUGCAAUGAUUACUGGUAAAACUCGAUAUGACAAAUAAUUGGGAAAGAAAAGGCAUUUGGAGGUUGAAAUUUUCGGAAGAAAGGGGAUUCAAACAGUAAACAAAAUGCUGAAGAUUCUGAUUCACUUGGAACAAGCAGAAAGAGAAAGACUCUGACCUGGUCAUGCAGAAUUAUUGUGGCAAUUCAAACUCCAAGAAUCAAUUUGUUUCUCAAUGAAUCUGCUUAUGUUUUCCUCUAAAGGUACCUACCAUCAACUGUCAUCUUGAUCAGGUAUUCCAAAGGAAUUUAGAAUCCUAGGUCUAUCAUCUGAGACUCACAUCAGGAACUCCGGUUUUCUUAUGAACAUGCAGUCGGUUCUUUUGUUCCAGAACAGACCAUUACUCGAUGAGAGCUAAAGAUAUGACGGCCUCACUUGAGCCUCCUUUUCCCAUUUCAAAAUUUUCGGAAUUCUUCUUGGUCCGAUGAGCACUUACAUGUACUGCAUUCUCAGGUUCAUUUCUUUCCAAACUUUUUGCCAACAAUUAUUGGAUAUUCUAUUAAGCAAGUCAAGUUUGUUCUCUCUUUUAACUGUACAAUUGCUAUAUUGAUGCUGUCAUUCUUAUCAUUCUGGCCAUUUUUAGCUCCAUUUUUCACUACUGCAUAUUUGAUUUCCUGAUUAUAAAAUC
Messenger RNA from Musa acuminata subsp. malaccensis (wild Malaysian banana), 2511 nucleotides. Its product is annotated as pentatricopeptide repeat-containing protein At3g56550. The record is from RefSeq and is a predicted model, not a curated record. Gene Ontology annotation, molecular function: zinc ion binding; protein binding. NCBI's taxonomy places the organism in Eukaryota, Viridiplantae, Streptophyta, Magnoliopsida, Zingiberales, Musaceae.